Messenger RNA from Echinococcus granulosus, 654 nucleotides. RefSeq lists its product as hypothetical. Lineage: Eukaryota; Metazoa; Platyhelminthes; Cestoda; Cyclophyllidea; Taeniidae. The transcript has 4 exons. The record is from RefSeq and is a predicted model, not a curated record. Bases 1 to 654 code for a protein of 217 amino acids.
AUGAUUUCUGAUUUACAAGCGCAGAUCCUUUCAUAUUUUGCACUAUUUAGUCAUUUACAGUUACAUCGCAAUGACUGGAAACAGUCGCUAAACACUUCCCUAACAAAUGACCAAGACCAUUUUACACCACUAUUCAAAACUUCAACCUUGAAAAGACAAAUAAAACAACUUAAAGCAACUAAUUUUAAUAAGGACGAACAUCCGCAAACUCGUGUCAAUACCGCCAACCCCACAAUUGCUUCUACUGUAGAAAUAACCAUUGAAACCAUAAAAGUCAUAUGGCUAUCUAAUGGUAAAGACAAUAAACGGAGCAAGAGAAUCAAAACUUCAAAAUUCUCUAAAAUCAUUAAUAUAUUCAAAAAACGCCCAGUCGUCAAAAAUUCUACCAUAAUCUCAGAGAUAAAAACCAAAAACUUCGUAAUCAUCAUAAAUAAAUGUUAUAAUGAAUACAGCUUUAAAAAAACUAAAGAUAGUCUCAUAAUUCAUGCAGUAUAUAAAGACAUGGAAAUAUUUUGGGUUGAUGAGGUACUUUAUUGCUCUCUUUCAUCUCUUAAAAAAUUGACUCGAAUAAUUGCAUCAAGUUUCGAAAUUGCAGUUUAUAUUACUUGCCAUGUCGCAAUCAAGGCGAUUGUAAGCAGUGCAUUUGUGGAGUAA